This is a messenger RNA of Seminavis robusta, 10746 nucleotides long. Lineage: Eukaryota; Bacillariophyta; Bacillariophyceae; Naviculales; Naviculaceae. The record is from the annotation of a GenBank genome assembly.
AUGAGAAAACAACAACCCCCGACACCGGCUCGUCGCCACAAGAAGCAGCAACGCGACUCGGAGCUCACGCCGUCGUCUCUGUUUGGUGGUGGCAAGCUGCAGCGUCGCAGCAACAAACAUAGGCCGAUGGAUCCGGAAGGCGACAAUAACAGUCGGCAUUCGGGCUCUGAUCCGGAAGGAUCCAUUCAUUCCGAUGAACAGCGCAACGACACGAGCGGGAGUAGCAGCACCGAUUGGGUCAGCGAGAGUAGUGGCAUUGAAGAGUCGUCGAGGGAACCCGCCGAAAGAUCCCCAUUGCCGCAUUUGCUGCAGCGUCCCCGGAGUUCGCCAAAGCACCAGCAGCGCGGGUAUGGACGAUCUCCCUCGGUGAAAACAGCAGUUUCCGAAUACGACAAUGUGAUUAUUAGUAGGAGACAACAGCAGCAGCAACAGCAGCAACAACAGCUACGACAAAGCCCUUCAAAGAGCAGAAAGAAUACUUAUUACAGGCCAUCAGCCCCAACACCCCGGGAUGAGGCGUCCAUGGCCAGUUCGAUUGACGAUUCCUCGGGGAUUCUAGAUUUGGAUCUAGACUUUGAUCCGCUAACGCCCAGGAAUUCACGUUCCAUCUCCAGCAACAAUACGAACAACAACAAAAAGAAGGGUAGCAUGAGCACUGCAGCGGGUGCUCUCAAAUAUCGGGUACACAAAAAGGCGGCAAAGCCCAAGCUACCCGUGCCGGAAGAAGACUCGGCCGAACAGUCGUCUUCGACGAUGAAUCCUUCCGGUUCCGAACGCGUUGGACGACGCGAUCAGCCUGCAUCUCCUGCGCAUAGGCGGACCAGAAGCAGAAGCAACAGCCAACGAGCGUAUCUGCAACACCGUGCCAAAGCCUUUUCGGCACCGGAUGCCAGUGAGAAUCGGUCGUCGUCUAGCGGUACGGGUGAAUCCUCGGUGGCGACGGGACCUUUACCACCGACACCCACGGCACGGUACAACAAGAGAAUAGCAGCACCACCACCCGCCAAGAAUCUAUCCCGACAAGAACCAUCCUCGUCGGCGGUUUCCACUAGUGACGAUGUGAGUGCCGCUGCAUCCUCGGUUACGGGAUCCUCUGGUGCUCACUUGAAUAACGUAAAGCCACUGCGAUGGACCGAGCAGGAAACAGACAAUUUAUUGAUGCAAUUGGAAUUCUUUGGUGAUGGGAGCUUGCAGCAACAACGGCUGCCCAAGCGCAGUGUGCAAAAGGUUGUCAGUAGCAUCCAAGCGGUUGUCGAAAAGGACGGACUCCGACGAGACGAUCCCAUUCUGCAAAACCUUACCAAGACUCUUCAUUCCAUUCGCAUGGUGGAUCUGGACAAGCUCUUGAGACUGUUGCACGAGAACCACAAAAUCGGCAACUUGAUCGAAGGCAAAAGCGUGGUACUGCUCUGCGGGCCGACAGGUGCAGGAAAGACAACCACGCUGCACUAUUUGGGUGGUACCACGUUGGAAGAGGUUGACGAGCAGGGUUUCUUUCAUCUCAAGCCCAUUUCCUUUGGAGAUCCGCAGCUCAAGGACUAUGAGACCUCGUGUUGUCGCAAACACAUGACACGAACCUUGCAGGGCACCACUGUAAAAGUGCAAAUGGGUAGAGAUGAUGCAUCUUCUGCUGUCGAUGAACAAGAAGAAGAGAUUGUCGUCUGUGAUACUCCAGGAUUGGGGCAUGUCGAUUCUGUUGAAGAAGAAAUCAGUAACGGGCUGGGAAUGAUCAAUGAGCUUCAACGGGCCAAAUCGAUUCAUCCUGUGCUCGUGCUCAGUCGAGAAACUCUGGGAUCUCGGUUCGGAAACUUGAUGGAGAUUAUUCAUGCGAUGCGGGAUCAGUUCGUCUUGGAAUCCAAAGUCGAUCUGGUGGCAUUGAAUUAUAUAUUCACAAAGUACGAAGGAAAACACCGAACACGAAUUUGCAAACAGGUUUCUGUUUUGGAAAACAUCCCAGCCGACGUCCCUGAGGAAGACCGUGUCAUCUACAAGGCUUUUGUGAAGGAUAUCAUCAAGAAGACCACACCCAAGGCAAACCUGGCGCUCCCAAUGGAAGAUGACCCAAAACGGUGUUUACAAGAUCUGUGGGACCAUGCUUGGAGCAGAGACGGCAAGGACUUGAUGGUGCCCUUUGCUUCCAAGUCUGCAACACAGAAGCUCAAGUUGCAGCUUCAGCUUACUGUGUAUGACUUUGCCAACUUGCUGGCGAAGGGUGACUAUCCGUUGGCGUUGCAUCGACUUCACCAGCUGCGAGACCUCGGCAUGAUUCUGCCCGACGCUGUAGACAGUGCAGACAAGGCCCGCCGAGUAGGCAUCCGACAUGUGACCGUAGUUUCUGAUUUGAUCAAGGAGAUGGUGGAAGAACACGACUUUGUGUCGGCGGCUUUUCAGCUGAACGAAUUGAGCAAGCUGGAAAAGCACAUUCCUGAAGUGACACCCUUGAAGGAGCGGACAAUCAAGAAACUGCGCAAGCGCCUGAAGGUCAUGGUCGAAGAAGGUUCGGUUCCAAUUGUGGCGGUCUUAAACAGAUUGGAGAAUAUGCGAAAGCUGGCGACACAACUAGACCUAGCCAAAGAGCUGGUCCAGGUUGGGUUUGAUUCCAUUCUGAAGCGGGUGUUGCGCACGAUGGAAGAAAGAGAUAUUGACGCAACGAUCUUCCAGCUCGAGGAGCUCAGUAAAGUGGCUCAUAGGAUUCCAGAAGCAGGAGAGUGCGCUUGGCACGCUCUCAAGGUUCUCAAGGAUGUUGUUACGACAUAUUCAGAAAGUCACGAUUUUGAAGAACUCUUCCACCUGAUGCAGAAACUCAGCAAAAUGGCACCUGUCUUCUCGGAUGCACGGGAGUGUAUUCAAAUUGGAUUCGACAGUCUUCGGAAGAAGGCAGCUAGACUCUUUGAAGACAAGAACUACGGUCGAUUCAUUACACAGAUCCGCCAUUUAAGUGAAUUGGCACCCCAUCUGCCAGCUUCCCAUCCAUUUGCCAAUCGCGGAGCUGCCUUACUACAAGAAACCACCAUGGAGAUCGUCAGCGGCAAGGAUUUCAGCGCUGCGGUUGAAGUGAUGCUGAAGCUUCAAAACUUGCAAGAACUCUUUCCAGAUGCAACGGAGAUUGUUCGUCUUGGCUUUGAGAGUUUGUUAACCCAGGCUGUUGCAACGGUCAAUACGGAGCAAUGUGAUCAGACUGCAGAUAAAUUGAUGAAAUUGGGACAAUUGCUCCCAGGUCUUCCAUUUUCGGGUGACAUUGUCAAGCGAGGGCUGAAACCGUUCCACAAGAGCUUCUUGAGAACUGUUCAGAGCUUAAGAGUUGGUGAAGCGAUAAUGUUGCUUGAAGAUCUUCAUAGCGUAACACCAGUUUACCCCGAGAUCAAGGAUUCGAUUGAAACUUCGGUCGAGAAUCUCUUGCAGGACACAACAAGAUUGAUUGGUGAGAAGGAUUUCCCUACCGCCCUUGACCAACUUUCUCUCAUUUCCAAGCUGGUGCGCAAGUUUUCUUUACCCAGCCAAAUAGUCCAAAGAGGAAUCUCGGACCUCCCUGACAGAGUGCAACAAGUCCUGGAGACCGCGGACUUCGAAUCUGGCUUGGAUCUCCUGCAGCGCCUGGGCAAACUGAUUGACCUACACGCCGACAUCGGUCGCUGCACCAGCGAAGGAUUCGAAAAGCUCAUACAGAAGGCUGCACAGUUAAUGACCGUACACGACUACACUGAGUCGCUGGCACAGCUGGAAGCUCUGGGGGCGAUCAAGCACAAGUUUCCCCUCGCAGAAGGCUGUGUACAGCGUGGUCUCACGGAAUUUAGUCUAACUCUCAACAAGUUCCUUCAGUUCAUGGACUUCAUCAAGGCCGUCGAUGUGUUGCAUCAUCUCCACAAGGUCGCUCGAGCGUUUCCAGAAGCAUUCCAAUGCGUUCGACUGGGCUACGAACUGCUCCUGGAGAAGGCCAUAGAUGUGUACGAGCACCGAUGCUACUCUCAGGCACUCAAAGAAAUGAUACAACUGGGUCAGUUAUACCAGCAGUUUUCUUUGCCUCAAGAAUGCAACCGUGGUAAUAUCAAAUACCUAGCAACGAUAGUUCCUGGGUCUUUGAACGAUGCGAGUUUCGAUGACGGCCUGGAUAUUCUACGAGAGUUUACUUCUUUGCUCCGUCUGAUGCCAGAAAUCAUCGAGUGUAUACAUGCUGGAUACGAAACACUCUUGAAGAAGGCAAGCAGCGAAAUUAGCGCCGACAACUUCCAGAAACCACUGGAAGUAUUAAAAACCGUGGCUGCUAUCAUCGAGCCAGUCCCAGACACAGAAGCGAGUCGAAGCCGCGGCCUGCAUAAUCUUUUGGAUACCGUAUCGGGAGUCAUACAGGAACUAGACUUCGAAAGCAGCCGAGAUCUCUUGAAAGAUUUUCAUGGCAUGAAACAUCAAUACCCCGAGGCUGCUGUUCUUGUUCAGCUUGGUUUCAAUCAACUCACAGAGAAAGCAGCCAUCAACUUUGCAACAAACGAUUGCUAUCGCGGAAUAAAUCAGAUGCAGCAGCUGGGGCAACUCAAGCAGGUUCUGCAACUGGAUGACCGAAGCGUGAGGGAGAGCAAAAGCACAGAGAUGCUCAAACUCAAAGUCAUCGACACAAUCAAGAACCUUGAAUUUGAGCUGGCUGCCGAAGUAAUCGAACGGAUCCACAAGAUGUCCCACAUGUUUCCAACAGCGGAAGAGAUGGUGGUGGCGGGUUACAGGCAGCUCUCAGCAAGAACAGCAAUGUCAUUUGAAAAGAACAGCUACCACGAAGGGAUCAAACAGCUUCAUCAAUUGGGCCAGCUUCGGCAAGUCUUGGCAUUGGAAGAAAGCGUUUCCAAAGACAGUAAAGGGAACGAAUUGCUGAAGCUCAAAGUCCUGGACACAAUGAAAGAUCUUAAGUUCGACACCGCUAUUGAGCUGGUGGGAAGGGUCAACAAAGGCGUACACGUGUACCCAGAAACAGAAGAAAUCGUCGUGGCCGGAUACAAGCAGCUUCUGUCACGAACGGCCAUGUCAUUCGAGAAGGAUGGAUACCAUCAAGGCAUAGGCCAUCUUCAAAGCCUGGGCCGUCUAAGGCAGCUUCUGGAAAUGGACGAUCGAUCUGUUCACGAUAGCAGGGGAAACCACAUCUUGCAAGGCAGUGUCCUGGGGGCCAUGAAACCGCUUGAAUUUGAAGCUGCAGUUGAGCUUCUUGGCAUGAUAAAUGAGCUUGUCCACAUUUUUCCAGAAGUAUCUCAAACCAUUGAAGCUGGCUUCGGGGAACUCCUUGAAAAGACAGCUGCUACCUUCUCAGAAAGUGGAUAUGGCCAAGGAAUCAGCCAGCUUCAUCAACUAGGCCAGCUGAAGCAGCAUUUGGAGGUUGACGACAGCUCGCUGAAAGAGAGCCGACGGGCCGUUCUGCAAAGUCUUGUCGGCUCAGUUAAGAAAAAUGUCGAACAACUUCAGUUUAGCACUGCGUUGAAAUUCACACAGGAUUUGAACGACUUAGCCAAGUCGUACCCAGAGGCGAGCGAAGGCGUUGAUGCCGCAUUCGAAUGUCUCUUGCAAAGAGCAGUGUGCAGCUUCGAGCAAGUGAAGUGCUCUGAAGGCGCUGCUAGGCUUGAACGCCUGGCUCAAGCGAGGCGAACUCUCGGAAUGGACGGCAAACACCAGAAGGGCCUGGAAAACCUGGUCGCGGCAGCUCAGAGAAUAUUCGAUUCAUCAGACCUGAACGAAAUUAUUGAGUUAAUGGGAAGACUGAGCAAACUCGUUGAUGACUUUCCGGAAGCUCGAGAAUUUGUAAACGUUGGAGUGCAACGAAUGUGGCAAGGGUUUGAAGCUGCUGCUGACGAAAGAGCGUUUAAAGCGGCAAUCGGGAUGCUUCAAGAAAUUGGUUCCUUUUCCACCGUAUCUCCGUUGGCCGAACGCUACUUUACCAAAGGCAAGAAGCACAUGAAACGCAUUGCAGAUAGUACAAUGGAUGGUGACGACUUUAUGAUAGGGGUUGAACUGUCGAAAAUGCUUGUCAAGAUUGACAAUGACGUUGCCGAAGCGGAUGAAACAUUUCGGAAAGGAGGCGACAGACUCCGGGAUCAGAUGGAGCAAAGGAUCCGCACCCAUGAUUACGACGGGGCAGCGGACGCAAUGCAGAAGUUAUGCGUGGAGAUGUCAAAGAACCUACCGCAGGCCAUCGAAUAUGCCCGCAGUGGCUUGCGCCUCACCGAACAACAGAUGGAAAAUGCGGCCGCAACGAGGGACACUGCCCUUAUCUUCUCUGUGCUGAAAGACUUUGCAAAGUUGGAAACAGUGCUUCCCGAGGCGUCUCAAUGUCUGCAACGCGCGCUGCAAUUGCUUCGGCAAACGCUGGAGAAAUCAGUGGAACGAAACGAUUUCUCGGAUACCCUGCUUCAAAUCGAAACGUUGCAUGCGAAGUCCCAAAGCCUCUUGCGACUGCACGAUGUAGUUCAGUAUGGAGUAAUAUUGUUGGGGAAAGCAAUCGAGAAACCCAUUCACCACGACAAACAAGAUGCGAUGGCAGAGCUAGUGCGAAAGUUAAACAAUGCUUCGAUUCCCAGAGGAAAUGAAUGCGCCAGACGCGGAUUGAAGGGGUUUUGGAAGACUACAAAGCAAUCCAUUGAAGAUCAAGACUACGGCACUGCAAUCAGCCUGAUGCGCCACAUGAGGAGGCUCGCAGCUGAGAUACCUGAGGCUGGGGACUGCGUACAGCUUGCUUUCGUGGCUCUUCGGGUCAGGUUGGUGAAGGCGAUUGACAAGCAACGUUAUGAAACUGCAAUUGUUUUGCUUCAACAACUAAGCACCCUAGCUGAAGAACUCCCGGAAGCAUUCGAAUGCGCUCAGUUUGGAUUCGAAGCCUUGCAAGAGAGACUCGAGAAAACGAUCGAAGAGAAAAACUACAGCAAGGUUGUAGAGCAAAUGAGAAACUUGUCAAGCGUUACAGAGAACCUUCCUGAAGUUACCGAGCUAUUCAUUGUUGGGCUGUCCGCACUGUCAGAUGCACUUUCUAGACUAGUUGAUAGAUCUGACUUUACUGAUGCGUUGAGUCUGAUGGAGGAAUUGGCUGGAUUAGCCAAAGAGCGCCCUGAAACUAUGGACUGUAUUCGACAAGGUCUAUUCAAGUUCUGGGCAUUAUUUGAAGACCGAAUAUCUGCCAAGAAGUACAGCGAGGCAGUUGGGAUAUUGCAGUAUUUGGGGUCAUUGGCACAUGCACUCUCAGAGGCUGAAGAUGGGGUCCAGCUUGGCUUCGAAGUGCUCGAAGAGAAGUUCGAAAAGAUGAUCGAGGAUCGAGACUACGACUCCGCAGUCUUACUCAUGCAGGACCUGAGCAAACUAGCCUAUGAACUACCCGAAGCAAGUUCGUGCAUUCAAAACGGGUUUGAGCUGUUACGGGAGAGGUUGGUCAAGAUAAUCGAGCAACAGGACUUCAACACAGCUAGAAGUCUGAUCGGAAAACUGGAACGGAAACUUCCAUCACCACCGUUGCCCAACCCCACUUACUGCAUGCCUGGCUCGAACAGUAGGCUGGGGGCUCCAGAACCUAUGAAUCAUGGCAACAACCUUAGCCCCUUCGCCCCGGUGAACACGCCUAGAUCCCCACCUGAAAGUGUUGCGAGUGGUGCUCGGCGAUUCAAUGGCCAUCAAGAACGCAUACGCCCACCUUCUGCAGAUCCAUCGACGGACGGAUCUGGGAAGGUCAGACUCCUUCAUCGUCGAGCUGCCAAUGCGGGCGCUGUUGCAGUUGACGAGAGGGAUCAAUCCCGAUCUCUAUCCGAAGAUCGUUCUAUGGACGGCAAGGAAAAGAUUGAACUGUUCCAUUCUAGUCUUCAUAAUGGGCCCCGCACCAAUGCCUAUGACCAGGACUCAAAAUCCAGCUCGGGGCCAUCAACAAGUUCAAGCUCCAGACAAAGUUCCAAGGCAGGCUCGAAGUCGUCAACAUCAAGAUCAAGUUCGAGACCUAGCUCAUCUGGGCCUGAGUCCCGACCUGCAAGGCCAGAAUCAAGGGCCAGAUCAAGGCCAGAGUCGCGGCCUAGGUCAAGACCUGCGUCAAGACUUGCGUCAAGGCAAGAGUCGAAACCUAACUCGAGGCCUGGGUCAGUAGAGCUGCCGAUACUGGUAGAUGACGACACUGCAUCACAAAUCAAACGCGACAGCCCAAGGCCCACGGAUGCCGUGGUGACAGUGGAGACUAACACAUCAGCGGAAUCCAGACGAUCUGAUGAGUUCGCCAAGAAGCCCGAUCCCUCAGCUAUCGUUCUUGACGAUGGCAUCGAAACAGUCCAAUCAAGGCACAUUGCAGAUGAUGUCAAAGUCUAUCGAACAUCUGCAUCAUCACCCAGGCCCAAUCCUCCUGCAUAUUCAUUGGAGAAUAAAACCAUGGAAUCCAGACACAUUACUGAAAUAGGCAAAGAUCACAGAGAGUCUCCGACGACUGCCGACGUAUCCGUAGAUGGAAACGAAACAAUCACAUCAAAAGGCGUUAGCAGCCAUCAUGCCAAAGGCUAUUGGGCCAGCCAGAUGCCGAAGUCAAGAGGGUCGACGCCCGACCGAAGCGACACAGUGGAAUCAAAACGCAUUCAUAUCACCAAGGGUUCUAGAAAGAGCCAGAUGUCGAAGUCACCCGGUGUGUCGCUUGACGGCACUGAAACAGUGGCAAAACAAAUCAUUGCUCGCAUGACUAGCCAUAGGGAAUCUCCAAUUCCAGAGUCGUUAGGAACAUCUCUCCUGUCUGCUGAGACAUCUAUCGACGAUGGCAUUGAAACGGUGGAAUCUAGACCUACGACAACAAUACGCCCGAGAGCCUACGAAUUGAGCCCAUUGUCCGCAGAUGAUGGUAGCAACCACUUAAGACAUGUCUACGGAAAGACCACUAUGUCCACUGAAAGGUCUGUGGAAGAAGCAAUGAGAAUAAAGAUUAAGAAAGUCAAGACGAGAUCUCGGUCGGCUGAACGAACAGCGGAGGAAAGUGAUUGCUCCCUUUAUGGCCCACGGCAGCAGGUCAUUGCGAGCAUGGACGAAAGCGAGGUACAAGUACUUGACGUGGGUGGUCGGGAGAAAGAUGACUUGUCGGCAGAUUUGACUGAGCUCGAAAACGAGAAAGUCGAAAUUCUGCAUUCAAGACUCCUGAGCACGAUCGAGGACGAGGAGUUUGGGGCAUUUCUUGAUGUGCUGAUAACGCUGUCAACUAUGGAGAUGUCUUCACCUGCAGCUACUGAUACUUUGGAGGCCGGCUAUAGGAUGCUCAGAGACAAAGUGCAGUCGUCCAUCGCAGAUAUGAAAUGCUCGAUAGUGCUGGACAUGAUGAGAACAUUCAACCUACAACUUCACAAGCUUACACUGAUCAAAGAAUGCACUUUUUUCGGCCUGAAGGAGUUGGAGGAGGCUGUCGAAAAGAGAGUCGAGAAGCGACAGUAUUCCAAUGUAAUUGAUCUACUGCAGCUGUUUGGCAAACUGUCAAUCGAGAUCGAUGAAGCUGCAACUUACACCCAGGGUGCGCUUACUAGCACGGUUCAACACAUGGUAAUGCUCCGUGAAGAAACAGCUACCUCUUUUGAGGACUUAGCGGAAGUUCAGGACAUGACUCUCCUCGCAAAGCUGCUCGAAACAACGUGUGAAAGUCUCGAGAUGGUCAUGGCCACAGAGCAGCUCCGAAGCUUCUGCAGUCAGUGGGAAAAGACGCAAGGUUCCGAGGCAGAAACGGCAGGAAUAGUAUGCACAGUGAGACUGGCAACAAGCGAGACCUAUUGCGCGGAGCAAGUACGCAAGCUGUCCGACAAAAUCGUUUCCGAGUUCCCUACGCUAAUGGUUGAUGCGGACUCCAUCGAGGAACUGACCAGAGAGAAGCAAGAAGAAAUGAUGUUCAUUCUCGAGCGCCUCUUGUUGUUGCGGAGAGUACUUCGCGGUUGUCCUGGUGCAGGGGUUCUCAAUGCAGCCUUUGUGGAGAAUUUCGAAAAGCUUCACUCAUUCAUUGAUGGUGUUGUGUCCUUGGCGCAGACUGAGUUUAUGCCACAAAUGAAUCUCAAGGACUUUGAAAACCACGUCGUUCUCGUCAAGUCUAUGAUCAAAAGACUUUCCAAAUUGAAGACUACGCUCCACAGCGACGAACGCAAAAAAGUCGAGGACCUCGAACAUCGAUGCACAAGGCUCUUACUUCGUUUUGAAAUUGAGAUCGCUGAUGCCGUCGAAGUCUUGGGUAACUACAAUUUCCCGCUGUUCCAGAAGGAUGACAGAAAGAAGAUGUCUUCGUACAUUCGAACCAUGCGAGUAUCUCAGGUGCACAAGCAUCGAGAAGUGCUCUUGUCUUGCGUCAAUUCAAGAGAACUGACGGAACUGGUAUCGAAGAAUGUCGACAUCUACCGUGCUGAGAGAACCUUGACAUCCUUUGACAAAACACUGGAAAAGUUCUUGGACAAUCUGAUUCUGCAACUGGAGGAAGAAAAGGCCUCCCUCGACGCAAAGCCCAAGACCAAAUCCGGCCUUCCUACAUCGAGGGAGCAAAUCGAAGCUCUCUGCAAGGAUGUCCCAAAGGUAGUGGAAGAGGUCACUACCAUCAGCCAAUGGCCGACCGAAUACUACAGUAUGGACUCUCCGCAAUUCUUGAAUCGACUGAAAGUCCUGGAAGACACGGUGAACGAUCUCACCAGAAAAGCUGAAGAAAUGAACAACAUUGGCUUUUCUGCAUUCAUCAACACCUUCACGAACUCUGUCUCUGACUACUACAACUGUAUGAACAAUAUUUCGGGACCCUCUGUGUGA